Messenger RNA from Anoplophora glabripennis (Asian longhorned beetle), 1076 nucleotides. RefSeq names its product THUMP domain-containing protein 1 homolog. The coding region runs from base 72 to 878 and encodes 268 amino acids. Gene Ontology annotation, molecular function: RNA binding. Lineage: Eukaryota; Metazoa; Arthropoda; Insecta; Coleoptera; Cerambycidae. The transcript has a single exon. The record is from RefSeq and is a predicted model, not a curated record. Gene Ontology annotation, biological process: tRNA modification.
UAAAUAAAUAAAGCGUAUCGAUUUGUCUCUAUAGCUACAGAAGAAUUAAAAAUAUAUAAAAAAUAGUAAGAAUGAGUGAUAUUCAUAGUAACAUCCAAAAAUCUAAAUACAAACAAAAAUUUAAUGUUAAAAAACAUAAGAGGCCUUCCUUAGAGGUAAAUUUGAAAGGCUUUAUUUGUAGUUGCAACAACAGGGAGAAAGAUUGUGUCAAAGAAUCUUAUAAUUUACUUAAUAAAUAUGCAGAUAUAUUGUAUCCACCACCAGCAAAUACAGAUACCAAAGAUGACACUGAUAUUGGAGAUGAAUUGAGGAACGAGUUAUUAGAAUUAACUUCCAUUAAGACAAAGAGAUUUCAGGUUGUCGAAUCGGGAGCUAAAAAUAUGAUCUUUAUAAAAACUACACUAGAAGAUACCGUUCAGUUGGCAGAGAAAAUUAUAUCAGAUAUAGCAGAAACGAAGAGCAGACAAACUAAAGUUUUACUUCGGUUAGUGCCUAUAGAGGUGACUUGCAAAGCCUAUGUAAAGGAUAUUGAAAACGCUUUUAAAAGGAUUGCACCGAAACACUUUGCAGAGAGUAGCAAGACUUUUUCUGUCGUUUACAACCACAGGAAUAAUAAUAAUUUAAAGAGAGACGACGUAAUUAAAGCUGUGGCGGAUGUAGUCUUUCAGAUCAGGUCUGACCAUAGAGUAAGCCUUAAGGAUGCAGAAGUGUCGGUUGUAAUCGAGGUUAUCAAAGGUAUUGCUCUGAUAGGCAUUGUUCCAGAUUUUAUUAAAUAUAAAAAAUAUAAUCUUCACGCAAUUUCGGAACAUGAUAAUGAAACUGAAAGUCAACACAGUGGAGAACUCGAAGAUUUACAUACAGAAUCCAACGAUACUUAAUUUUACCAUGUAAUAAGUUGGGUUAUAUGUUUAAAUAUUUAACAUUUUGUUUAAUAAAAUUGAUUACUAAUUAAUAAUUGAGGAAUUUUAUCUGUCUUCAGUAUUCGUUCUGCAAAUUCUAUAAAAAUGUGUCAAUAAAACAAAUAACUUGUAUUUUAUAAUUGUAAAAAUUACUGUGAAACGUAAUAUGUGAUGUGA